AUGGAGAAGGACGCUUUGCGCCGUACAAACUCGGACCCGGGGCGUCUCGCGGCCUCGCUAGCGCCAGUUCCGCCCGUCGACUUUGCCGACGCUACGGACUUUCGCCGCCUCUACCACUACUCGGGCUCGACGCCCAAGGUAUCAGCACCUGUGCGUGCGACGAUUGCGCAGACGCUUGCAACGAUCUACGACCCUUUUAUAUCGGCUGUGCUCUCCCUCGACGAUGCGUCCUUUGAGGAGAUGGACGUAGCUGCGCGCGUCGAGCACUUGCUCCAGGCAUCGUACUUUACCGACGAGCUUACGCCACUCGCGCCGAAGAUAGAGACAAAAGAAACCACACUGACGCACGCGUUCCUCUCGCUCCUCAAGUCCUUUGUCGGCACGGGAAUCCUCUUCUUGCCACAGGGUUUUCAGCGCGGCGGCGUCAUCUUCGCACCAAUCCUGCUCACGGCCAUUGCGAUCGUCACAGUGUUUGCAAUGCUGCGACUGCUUGCGUGCCGCGCGCGUAUCGGCGGGUCGUACAGCCACAUCGGUAGCGUCGUACUGGGUCCUGUCGGCCACCGCCUCGUGCAGACGUCGCUCGUGCUCAUGCAGUUUGGGUUUUGCUGCUCGUACAUCAUCUUUGUCGCGCAGAACCUCCGCGAUGUCUCCGUGUACUUUGAGACGCCCAUAUCGCUCACGAGCCUCAUUUUGCUGCAGACGCUCGUCUACAUACCUCUAUCGUGGAUUCGCUAUAUGCGGUACUUUACGUUGAGCAACCUCGUCGCGGAUGUUUUUGUCUUGUACGCUAUUGUGUACAUUAUGUACACGAAUGGUCGCAUGCUCGCGGCCAAUGGCAUUGCCGAGCCGCUCGAAGGCUUCAACACGAGCGACUACUCGAUCUUUCUCGGCACCGCCGUGUUUGUGUUUGAGGGCAUCGGACUUAUCAUUCCAACCCAGGCCGCUCUCGCGCCAAACCUACAGCCUCAGUUCCCGUCGCUCCUUGCCAAGACAAUCGCGGGCUGCGUCGUCUUCUUUUCGCUAUUUGCGAGCGUCAACUACGCGGCGAUUGGCAACGCUGUCCAGCCCAUGAUCCUCUCGAGUUUGCCGCGGACACCGCAAACAAUGGCCGUCCAGGCUGGUUACGCCUUUGCGCAGACGCUCGCGUAUCCGCUCUUCCUCUUUCCAGCACUCCAGAUCGUUGAAGACGUUCUUGGCUUCCAGCGUCGGUCGUCGGGGCUCAAGGCGCAAAAAAUGUUGUGCGGACGCUCGUGGUUCUCUCCACGGUCGCCAUCGCGUACGCUGGUCAAGCGCAUUUGGACCUUUUCGUGUCGCUUGUGGGCGCCUUUUGCUGCGCGACACUGGGCUAACAAGGCGCUUGACUACGGCACGAUCGGUAUCGGCCUCUUCAUCUUCUUCUUUGUGACGUGGACCAACGUCGUGCAAUGGUACCUCGGGUCCGCCUGA
This is a messenger RNA of Saprolegnia parasitica CBS 223.65, 1446 nucleotides long. RefSeq lists its product as hypothetical. Gene Ontology annotation, biological process: amino acid transmembrane transport. The coding region runs from base 1 to 1446 and encodes 481 amino acids. Lineage: Eukaryota; Oomycota; Saprolegniomycetes; Saprolegniales; Saprolegniaceae. The record is from RefSeq and is a predicted model, not a curated record. The transcript has 4 exons. Gene Ontology annotation, molecular function: amino acid transmembrane transporter activity.